Owenia fusiformis is the source of this 1742-nucleotide messenger RNA. The record is from the annotation of a GenBank genome assembly. NCBI's taxonomy places the organism in Eukaryota, Metazoa, Annelida, Polychaeta, Sabellida, Oweniidae.
AUGUCUAGCGGUACCUCUGCUGCGGACUAUGUUGUUUUCGCAAUAAUACUUGCUCUUUCGAUGGCAAUAGGAAUAUUCUCAGCUUGGAAAGCAAGAAGAAAUAAAAAAGAUGGCCAAAUAGAAGAAUUUCUCCUCGGAGGCAGAAAAUUACAUUUUGUUCCAGUUGCAUUUUCUAUUAUUGCAACUAGUCUCUCUGCUGUAGCUGUGCUAGGAAUACCAACAGAAGUGUACGUUAACGGUUCUAUGUACUGGCUUCGGAUCCUAUGUGCUCCUAUCGUAGGGCCAUUGGCCGCCCAUGUAUUUGUUCCAUUGUAUCACAAACUACGGUUGACAAGUGUUUAUGAGUAUUUUGAACUGAGGUACAACAAAGUGGUGCGUCUCAUAGGUGCGGCUAUAUUCAUUCUAGGAGAGGGUGGAAUUCGUGCAGUAGUAUGGACUGAUGUUUUGCAAACUUUGGUAAUCAUAGCAGGAUCACUAACAAUUGUUAUUCGAGGAAUGAUUGAAGUUGGUGGUUUCCAGAAAGUUAUGCAAAUAAACAAUGAUGAAGGGCGUAUUCAGGCAUGGAACUGGGACCCAAAUCCCUUUGUUCGCCAUACAGUCUGGUCUCUUGGUCUAGGAAGUGUGAUCUCGUUUGGCGGAGGCUAUUUCCGUGACCAAGUAACAAUUCAACGUUAUGGAAGUAUCAGUUCAAAAAGAGAUGCACAAAUAUCAGUAUACAUAUCACUCGUGAUACUGAUGGUAUGUUUGUCACUGUAUACGUUUGUUGGACUUGUAAUGUAUGCCGUUUAUCACCAGUGUGAUCCUGUGACUAGCGGCAGGGUGCGGAGUCAUUAUCAGCUGAUGCCUUUAUUUGUGACGGACAUGUUAUCAUCAGCACCUGGGGCAGUUGGUUUGCUCGUAGCAUGUGUGGCAAGUGCAGCUCUCAGCACAAUGUCCUCCGUACAAAAUGCAAUGGCAGCAGUCUUGCUCGAAGACUUCAUUAAACCAAUUUAUAAAAAAAUAUACAAAAGGGAUAUAUCUGAUCUAAAUGGAAAACAUGCGGCCCAAAUAAUAGCAAUUGUGAUCGGGAUAUUAGUUAUAGGCAUUGCCUUAUCAGCUGAAUACGUUGGCUCGACAUUGGUCACUUUACAAGUGCGAAUCGGUGGAAUCGCUGUUGGUCCAAUGACAGGACUAUUUCUUCUCUCGGUAUUCUUUCCAUGGACCACAACACCGGGGGCUCUCAUUGGCACACUCGUCAGCAUGGGUUUUACAACUUGGAUAGGGAUAGGUGCAUUUUUACAUCCGGGUCCCAGUACUGCACUUCCGUCAUCUGUAGAAGGGUGCCCAUUGGCGAAUGCAACAGCCGUUGCCAUAGUAACUAAUCUAACGACAGAGUGGCCAAGUUUUGUUUCAACUACUCAACUAUCGGAAUCACCCGAGAACAGCAGCAUAAUGACUCUUUACAGACUUUCUUACAUGUGGCAGGCUGGGUUUGGUACAUUAUUGACGAUUAUAUUUGGAAUGAUCGUCUCAUCUAUACAACUAUGUGUGACAGGAUUUCCUCGGCUGGAUGACAUUAAUCAAGACCUGGUGUUCAACUGUUGUGAUAAAGUUUGUUGUUGUUGUUCUGAAUCCACAAAACAAUGCUGUAGGGUAACAGGAAAAAGUCACUUAGAUGAGACUAUUGGGAACCAAGUGGAUCUUGAUGUGCUGUAUGAAAGUAUACCGAACGCGCAAUCUACCCUUUGAAAACCAUACAAGGU